This is a messenger RNA of Neoarius graeffei (lesser salmon catfish), 1093 nucleotides long. Its product is annotated as protein jagunal homolog 1-B-like. The transcript is spliced from 3 exons. The record is from RefSeq and is a predicted model, not a curated record. Gene Ontology annotation, biological process: granulocyte colony-stimulating factor signaling pathway; vesicle-mediated transport; endoplasmic reticulum organization. NCBI's taxonomy places the organism in Eukaryota, Metazoa, Chordata, Actinopteri, Siluriformes, Ariidae. Gene Ontology annotation, cellular component: endoplasmic reticulum membrane. Bases 124 to 675 code for a protein of 183 amino acids.
ACUUAAUACUCAAUGUAGUGCGCGGAUGUAGGGCGGAUGGAGGUUGUUUGGGAUUCGGCCUCAGUGUGAAUCACUUGCUUGGAAGCGCCUGGUGGUUACAAUCAAAUUCUUCAGGGUUUUGCCAUGGCUUCCCGGGCCGGACCGAGAGUCGAGGGUACAGACGGAAGUGACUUUCAACACCGGGAACGUGUGGCUUCACACUAUCAAAUUAGUGCGGCGCUGAAAUCAGAAGUCCGGAAGCUGAACUUUGCUCACGUCGCGCUGUGGGCGUUAGUUUUGGCACAGGUGGUGGUGAGCCAGCUGAAUUUACUCUCCCACAAACUGGUGGCCAGCCCCUACCAGUGGGAGUACCUGUACCUUCUGAGCAUCAUUCCCACUGUACUCAGCUUCAUGGCACUGCCGAGGAACACCAUCGGCUACCUGGCUGUGUCCAUGAUCGGCACCGGGCUGUUCUGCGUAGCGCCCAUCAUCUACGGUGUCAUGGAGAUGUUCCCUGUGGCACAACAGCUGUAUCGGCACGGCAAAGCGUACCGCGUCAUCUUCGGCUUUUCCGCCGUCUCUGUCCUCUACCUGCUUAUAGUGGUGGCUGUGCAGGUGCACGCCUGGCAGAUCUACUACAGCAAGAAGCUCCUGAAUGCCUGGUUCACCAGCACACAGGACAAGAAGAAGAAAUGAAGCGAGUUACAAAAAUAGACAGACAAUUCCAUCAUAAUCAUCAUGUCCUUCAAGGAUGACCUGAAUAUUUUUUCCCCCUCUUCAAUGACUUGCAAUAAUGAAUGAGAGCUCAUGUCUGAACUUGAGAAAUGAAGCUCUUCGGUUCCUCCUCCACCAACCAGAUUCGGAUUUGUUUUGAGAUUUUAAUUAUGAUUUCCUGAAAAUAAAAGUGUUAAUUUGCAUCAUAACUCCACCCACAAACAUGAGCAUUUCUACUGUAACGUGAUCUCCUCAUGCAUUUCUUCGACUCGGGUACAAAACAAUAUAAAGUCCCCUAAAGCCGUGACUCGGAGAGGUCCAUGUCUGUCAUGUUCAUCCUGUUAGAAAUGGACCAGAAAUUUUUAUUUAAGAGCCAAAUAAAGUUGGGUUUUAAAAAGAA